AAUGUUGUGAUAACGGUGAUGAUACCAUUUGUGAUACCAUUUUUUUUGUAACACCGUCCUGUCCUCGCGACGAUUUGAGAAAUGUGGAGAAGUGGGUUAACUUAACACGGACCACAACACUGGCACGGUCGGGCCAAAAUUGUACUAAACUUGGCACAGAUUCUCCGGCAGCUUAUGUUAACAUCCCAUUCCCCUUAAUUUGGCAAAUGAACUCUAUGUGGACCGUUGACGACAGCUCUGUGGGACACACACAAACACACACACUGCAGCAGCAAAGUCACAAUGUUUAACUUCCAGUCCUAUCAGCAUUAGUGCUACAAUAUUACGAUAUACACCUAGCUUAGUUAUGAGUGUUUUAACAACUUUCUAAAAAAGAAAAAAAAAAAGCUGUUCAGGUAAAGCAGAGUUAUUCGGCAUAUAAAACUGUAUUCUAAAAAUCAAUUUUAUGACAAAAAUUCCCUCAAUAAACUAAUUGUAACGUGUCAAAGUUUCAAGCUAGGUCUAAUGUUUACCUGUCGGGUUAAUUCUCCAGUAGCCUAAACAAUAAAUUGAAUAAAUUAGGCUAUUAUCUUCAGUUGGGAAUAUUUUCAUAAAAUGUGCCUUAUCUUCUAUCUUAGAUACUAUUUAUCUCUGUGAUUUAUUUCAGGAACUUUGAAAGAGCAUUUUAAUGCGAGUUCAUGUUGGUUUCCGCGCUACAAUGUGUCUGACAAGCUAAACAGAUCUAUAGUUUGUUUUUGCUGUGGACCGCAGACGCUGCGCUGAACGAUCUAAACUGGAUAAAGGAGUAAGCGCAUGUUGUUGACCCGGAGCUCGGGGGGGGGUAAAGGGUGCCAGAGCUGCGGAGGGAAAUGUUCCCUUUCCGUCUCUAUAUAUGACCGAGGCUGUGGUCCAAAGUCCCCGAAGCUUAUAAAAAAAAUCUGCUGGAAUGAGGGGGUAAAUGAAUUGUACGCUGUGUUUUCAGAUAGCCGAGGAGGCGAAGAAGGCGCUGGAUGGUGGAUAGGGGUUGUGUGUUUGGAGGAGGAGGAGGAGGAGGAGGAGUGUGACUGUGUAAUUACGUGGGUGAAAAAAAAAAAGAAAAAAGUUUGGGUCUGAUUUGCUGGAAUCGCGCAGGACCGAAGGUGCACUGGUCGAUUUCAUAUCACGUUUGGUUAAAGCAGGGCUGAACAUCACACACUCGGCGCCCACUGAAGCUCCCCACAAUGCUUUUAUGAACGAGAUAUCAGAGCAGCGAGACGCGCAAAGAGCCCUUGUAGUAGAGGAGUACGCAGCAGCCCCGUUUGCACCGGCUCUACGAGUAGAAUCAGCAAGUGCUUACUGUGCAUGUCAACUUUUUAAAAAAAACAAACAAAAACGACAAAAUCUCCUGCAUUAAAUCUCCUUAUCUCUGCGGAGACGACACGCUUUGGAUCGCAAAAAUUCAUGGAUGUUCUUGGAUAAUCUCUUACUGUUGUACGCGGAUAGCUGCUCCACAGUCUUGCACGGUGCACAUCGGUCCAGGAAUGGCGCGAUAAAGUGAUCAGAGGAAUCAAUCCAAGUACAUUCACUUUUUUGUGUGUAGCCGUCUCGUCAUGUAUUCUCCGAUUUGUCUCACUCAGGAUGAAUUUCAUCCCUUCAUCGAGGCACUUCUUCCUCACGUCCGUGCCAUUGCCUACACAUGGUUCAACCUCCAGGCCAGAAAGCGCAAGUACUUCAAGAAGCACGAGAAGCGGAUGUCCAAGGAUGAGGAGCGUGCGGUGAAGGACGAGCUUCUGAGCGAGAAGCCCGAGGUAAAGCAGAAAUGGGCAUCCAGGCUGCUGGCCAAGCUGCGUAAGGACAUUCGGCAGGAGUACCGGGAGGACUUUGUCCUCAGCGUGACGGGCAAGAAGCACCCGUGCUGUGUGCUAUCCAACCCAGACCAGAAGGGCAAAAUCCGCCGGAUCGACUGUUUGCGGCAGGCCGACAAAGUUUGGCGUCUGGACCUGGUGAUGGUCAUCCUCUUCAAAGGCAUCCCCCUGGAAAGUACAGACGGGGAACGCCUUGUCAAGUCUCCACAUUGCACCAACCCAGCACUUUGUGUCCAGCCACACCACAUAACAGUAUCGGUCAAGGAGCUGGACUUGUUUCUGGCAUACUAUGUCCAGGACCAAGACUCGCAGCAGUCAGGAAGUCCCAGUAACAAUGAGCCAGGCAAGAACCCUCUUCCAGUCUACUUGGAAGACAGCUUCAUCAAAUCAGGAGUCUUCAGUGUUACAGAACUGGUGCGAGUGUCCAGAAUGCCCAUCACCCACGGUGCAGCCGUUAACUUCUCCAUGGCCGACAUGCCCAGCCAACCCUACUAUCAUGACCUGAACUCCAGUGUGGGGCUGCAUCGCUCCCUGUCCUCCCCUCCCGGCAGCAAAAGGCCCAAAACCGUCAACAUGGACGAGAACAUGGACACCAGCCCGACAGGACCUGACUUCUACUCGUCACCCAGCUCACCAGCCAGCAGUCGGGCAAACUGGCACGAUAGAGACGGAGCAGACAUGUCCUCUCCUACCAUGAAGAAGCCAGAGAAGCCGCUCUUCAGCCCCACCUCCCCGCAGGACUCUUCACCACGACUCAGCACUUUCCCUCAGCCUCAUCACCCAGGCCUAACAGGUGUAGGACACAGUGUUAUAUCGACGAGGAGCCCACCUCCACACUCGCCCCUGCAAUUCUCGGCCUCAGCUAUCCUGCCCCCGGCGCCGUCACCCUACUUCUCACACACCACCAUCCGCUACCCGCCCCACCUCAACCCUGCUGAUCCCCUCAAGAGCUACGUGCCGUCAUACGACCCGUCCAGCCCACAGAGCAGCCAGCCUAACAGUAGUGGUCAGGUGGUAGGAAAGGUCCCAGGCCACUUCACCCCAGUUCUGGCUCCCUCCCCACACCACGGCGCUGUGCGACCCGUCUCGCUCUCCAUGCCCGACACCAAGCCCAUCACCACAUCCACAGAAGUGAUGGCAUGUUACCCAGGCUACUCAGCCCCUGGCACCCCGACGGCUAACCGUUUUGUAGGCCUGAGCCCUAGAGAUCCCACCUUCCUCCACCAGCAACAGCUGAGGAAGUGUGACUGGAGCGUGACUCAAAACGGCAGGCAUUAUGGCCCCAGUGCCACUGACGACACUUUGGGGAUUACUUGGCAAAGUCCUGGUACCUGGGCGAGCUUAGUUCCAUUCCAAGUGUCGAACGGGACUCCGAUUCUGCCAACAAAUGUCCACCAGAACUACAGCAUAAACAUCAUUGGUGAGCCCCUGGUCCCUGCUGAGACAGGGAACUGAAUACACAGAGGCCGGAUGACCCCCAGGGUGGAUGGGUGUUGGUGGUGCAGAGCUAGCACUACAGGUGUCCGCAGCCAUGGAUGAAACCAGCAAAGCAGCAUGAGCUGCACAAUCGUCCCCUCCCCCCGACCACCCCCCCACCCCCCAUCCCCAAUGUCCCUCCCCACUCCCUUCCCUCCCCGUGAAGGACACUGGCCGUGAAGUGAAGACGAGGGUUGGUUCAGAGGAAAGAAAAGAGAAAAAGCUUCAUGUCUGCUGUCUCCUCGCCCGAGCCCAGCCCACGCAUCCACCAGUCAGUUGUUGUGUUUGCAGAACUUUUCAAUCCAUUCAAAUACUGUGAUGUAUAGAUGCCUUAAUGUUUUAUUGCAUGACACUCUAGUCUCUUAGCGGCAAUUCCUACUAUUUUUCCAUGUUGGGGGAAGAUGUAAAAUCUUGAUUUACACACACACACACACAAGUGAAGAGGUCUGCGUAUCGACAACCUCUGCCUGGUGGAUGGCUCCGAGACGCUCCGACUUUUGAAAAGAGGCUUUCCCACGUCAAACGAUUCACUGUGUACACCAUAGGAACAAAAAAUUGUGAAUUCAGAGUGUUUCUUCUUCCGUUUGAUUUCAGUUUACUGUGAUACGACUCUUUGUUCAGAAAAUGUGUUGACUUUUACUUCUUUACUGCUACUUACUUCAUAAAUUAACGUAAACACUUACGGUUAGAGUUUAGAACUCUCCAUGCGGUUUUCGAAAAACACUAAAUGUCAGGCUUGAGAUUGGACCCCUCAUUAAAGAAUUUGCAACUCCUUUACAAAAGGAUUUAAAAAGACAGAGAAUAAGAAAAUCUCAAUAGAGGCAAGUGCAAUUGAAUUUUUGAAGGGAAGCUAUCAGUCUGUCAGCCCUAAGACUCUAAAGGAAGGGGGAUAAAUAUUAAAUGGUUUUAUGGGUAAAAUGUUUAAAGAAACAUUUGAAUUUGAUUUCAGUCACAUAUCCGUCUCCUCACAUGAGAAAAACAUCAAGCGUGAAAGGCAGUUGAAGGCAAGCACUAAGCUACCUGUGCAGCGCUGAGCAAAACCAGCACUUCUUUUGAGCCCUUCCCAUCAUUAUGGGGAGUUUUUAAUUUAUUUUGGGGGGAAAAUAACCGAACAUAAGCAAAGAAAUGAGACACACAUAGUGUGUAAAAAUGGCAUUUCUUUUUCUUUCUUUCUUUUUUAAAUGUUCACGAUAAAUUCAAGAGGAUAUGCAUUUGGCCAUCAGCUUCUAAAGCUUAUGUUUACAAAAAAAUAUAUGGGAUGCAAAGUGUUAAUUCAUGGAAAUGUACAAUUCAUGCAAAUGUACAGUAGGCUUAUGUGUAAAGCUAGUUUGUGCAAGGUUAACUCUACAGUGGAAGAGGUUGAAAACUGAAAUUAUGAAUCCAGGUGGUGGCAAAUCCCUGAAAUCUAGAAUUGUGCACGGCAUGUUCACAGCCAUUGCCUCUCCAGUCCAGACAUAUUUAUACAAGGAAAAUCUCCAGUACUCUUAAUUUGCACGAUGACAUAUAGUCCACAUUACGUGCCUUGCCUUUGAAUAUAGAGACAUCACUACACUUGUUUUUGCUGCAUUUAUCAUUAUAGAAAAAAAAUAACAUUUUUAUGAUAAGAAUUGUUUUGUACUCUGAAUGAAAUUAUUGAUUUUUAACUUCAUGUACUACUCUAUCUCACACAGUUACAUUGCAUAUCAAGGCUGUGUAUAGUUGCCGUUUUAAAGUUUGUAAUCAACCAGCAUUUUUUUUCCCAGUAUUUUGGUGGUUUUUCUAAUAACCUUUCAUCUUUUGUUUUCCUUAUUUUUCAAUGCUCCUUUUGUUCAUCUUCCUGUCACUAUUGUGGAGGGUGGAAUUCAGAAUUAUGAAAAUUAUGCAAUACCAAGUUUUGCCUAUGUAGGUAGUGCUUAUAGAUGCGUCAAUUAUUAGAGGCUAGUUUGGAGAUAGACAAUAUUGUAAUGCAUUUAUUUUGUUGAUAUCGUUGUUUGUCGUUGUUGUUGUUGAUGAUGUUGUUGUUGUUGUGGGUGUUUUCCUUUUUUAUUGACCAAAGUGGGGACUGCUUUCUAUGCAGUGUAUGACACGGUCUUUUUUUUUUUCUUCUUUCUUUUUAGCAUAUAGGCCUACCGAAUGACGGUGAGACGUGUUCCAGUGUAUUUUGAAUUCGGGAGUUUUAGGGGGAGGGGCGGUAUUUAAGUACUUAUAAAAAAAAUGCACCCUUGGUCUUUCUACGGCUGCAAAGUCACUGAUUGGUCUACUGUGACUCUUACUUUCAACUUUCCACCUGGGGUGCUAGCAUGUAACCUUGAAGGAGCUCAUUUUUCACAGGAGAGACGGCUUGACUUGAGUAUGACAAUCAUUUUAAGAAAUCGUUUUGCGUAGAACCCCAUUCUGUCAUAGAUCCCCUAAAGCUGCAACUGAGGACGGAUGCUGUUGCGCGCUUUUAUCGAACACUACGCCGUACUAUUCUAGACGUCAUCGAAUGCAAUUCCCAAGUAGAUGCCUUAAACACAUCAGUGAAGUGGCCUGUGACCUGCGCAACAAUCACACACCGACUAAUGCUCGUGAGACCUGUCCAAAUCAGUUGCAGACAGGCUCAAGCAAGCCUUUAGAAAAUAUUUUAUAAGUAGUAGAUUUGUAUAAAUGUAUAUACGAUAUGCACAUAUGUCAAUUCCUGAGAUACUUCCCCAGCAGAGCCCCGUAGAGUUAUGUUGAAGUAAAUAUUGGACCACAGAAGCACGGUGUUUUCUAACUUCCUGUCUGGUGGCCCAGUAGAGGCUUAAAUAGAAUCCACUAGAAGAAAAAUAUAGCACUUAAAUAGCACAUAGGCAAUCGUCUUCUUCCCCGUACAGAGUUUUGAUCCUAGUCUUAAACUAAAUCUCUCAGGCGUAUUAUAGGGCAUUAUUUAUAUCAAUCAUUAUCUUACCAUUUCUAAUGUUAAAAAAUAAAAGACUUUUCUCACAGAGAGAGCAGCGCCUCCAUUGCUGCUAUGACACCUUUUGCACUCUUUCCCUACAAUCGUGAAAGAAAGAAAUUUCCCUCGGAGAGACGGUACUACCGGCAGCUCUCCACCGUAAGCAGAGGGCUAAGAAGCAGAAAACGUUUUUCAAAAAAAUAAUCCUCAAGUCAAGCUCAAUCUCUCCAUCUUCAUCCAGAUUUCUUAUGCAGAAAAUUUUUUUAAAAGUCACCCCGUUCUAUGUGCACUGUUCUGUCUUUUUUAGUUGUUGUUUUAUUCUUUUCUUCUUCUUUUAAAAGAAAAACUAUAAGUGCUUUGCAGCCUUUGGCCAUUGGAAACCCCACUGAAGUGCAUUGUCCCCAAGUGUGUUUGUGAGUGUGUGUGUGUGUGUGUGUGUGUGUGUGUGUGUGUGUGUGUGAGAUAAAAAUGUGUCAGGGUCACUGUGCUGUUAGUGUUUAUUUGAAUAGGAGACUGUACAUAAAGGUAAAUAUCCUGAUUGCGUCGAGAGCAGUAGUCUGUGGGGUUGAACUCUGCUUUGGCAGCUUUGGGCGUUCGUGUGCGUGCAUGUGUGUGUGUGUGACUUUGUGAGUUGGGUGUGUGAUCGAGUGCCUCUGACACUACACAGUGAGAGAAGAUGAGGGUCUUUCUUUUGAAAAAAGCCUGUCGUAGGACAGGAGUUUGUACACUGUAAACUUUCUCGAGAGUUCUUCUCUUAAGCCCUUAUUGGUAACUCUUCAAUUCUGGGGGGAAAUGAGUCAAUUCCAUUUUAGGAAAAAAAAAAUUCAAUUUGGGUUUUUGUUUAUUUGUUUCGGAGGCUGGAUUUGAGUUAGAACUCUCCAGGUUUCCCUGAUUAGUAGAAUCUAAAGUGUUUUCAUCAGUUGUUGUAUUCCUGUAUGUAAAGUCAAAAAAAGGGGGGAGAAAUAUUCUAUACAGAUCCAUAAUUAUUAAAACAACAACAACAAUGAAGGCUUCUUUAUUUUUAAUAUUAUUAUUUCUGAUCUUGGUUAGUGCUUAGAUAUUUCCAUUUUGGAAACACUUCAUGAAUAUUUGAAUUGUUGUUCUUUCAAUAGUGUGGCCAUAGCGAGUGUGAUGUGAUUUAUCUUUUUUUGGGGUGGUGGUAGGGGAAAUGGAUGUGAAUUCUUGUCCAACAAGAUCGUGGUGUGAGUGUGUUUCUUGUAGCAGCUGGGAGGUGAUGUCACUUAACCAGUAGAAAAGGCCCCAGAUUGCACCUGACCUUAAGCGAGAAGCAGGGUAAAACGUGACAAACGUCCUUGAUGAAUCUAUCAGAUAGUUGUUGUUUUUGGUUUUGUUUUUUGGUUUCUUUUCAGAGGAAAUGUCGCAAGACAAUGUUGAGCCGUCUACUUGGUUCAUAUGCAGACCACACUAAAACAAAUCUCUUUAAAGAUCAGUAACAGCAUCUAGGCAUCACUCAUUUUGCACAUUCCACAUGCUGUCUAUGCCUGAUGUGAUGUAGGAAUCCCUUCAUUCACACUACAAACAAACAUUACAUUAAUUGCGGGUGCUUCAGAAUAGGGUAUAGUACCUUCCAGCUGAUAACAGGUAGUCUAUUUGGGCAUAUUUCUGUUGCUACACAGGGUGUGAAUGUAGCCUGUCAAAAAGCUCUUGAAACUUUAUGAAAUUUGAAUCAGUGUUCCACCCAUUAGCAGCUUCAAGAGCCGUAUUCAAGACAGAUUUUGACUCUCACAACGACAUUAUUUUAGAAAGUAUUAUGUCAUUGAUCACUGCGAUCAUCGAGAAACAGGACAACUUCAUGCAAGGAGGACCUGUGGCAUUCAUGCAAUAUGUGUGAUUUUCCUUUUUAACUGAAAGUCACGCAUUCUGUAGGGACUGAGAGGGCGUAUACAUGCAGACUUAGAGGAAGCAUUAAAACUUCAUUUUCAUCCUACAUGAGCAAUACACGACUUCCAUACGUUGGCUAGCUGCUAGUCACUUGGCAUCAGGUUGUUAUAAAACAUGAAAAACCAGCAUUUUUACAGGAUGUAACAUUCACCAAAAGAAGACAAAAAGAUAGCAAUGCAGUGCCUGUUCAAGCUGUCCAAGUGUCUGUUGUAUAUAAUUGUAAAAUGUGAUAGACUUACUUUCAUAUGUGACAAGAAAAACACCACCACACCGAACAGAAUGUGGCAAACUCAUCUGGAAAUAUGCUCUUUAUUACUUCUUUGAUGUUUUUGGAGCUUUUUUUUGUGAUUUAUUCAUUUUCAAAUUAUCAAGCUUGUUCAAAAUUUGAGAGGAAAUGUUCACUCUUUUUUUUCCUUUUAUUUCUUUCUGGGAGGGGGAGUGGAGCGGGGGGGUCAGUGCUACAAUAAGCGCAGUGAAAGGAUGAAAUAAUGUCUUUUCCUAAGAAUAGUCACCAGUUUUCUCUGCAGGACUGAUUUAUUUUUGGGUCUUGUGGCACUUUUACUUCCCUCUGCGCACACAUUUCUACUUCAUGAAUCAUGGUGGAAUUAUAUAUAACAAACAACAACAACAACACCAACAAAACAAUAUGUAAACAGUCUCCAGUAGUGAUUGUAGUUACACUGCAAGUGUGUGCAAAGGUCUAUGUAUGUAUCUGAAUGUACGUUUUAGAGGACUUUUUGGAAACCUUUUAUGUUUUUUAUCUUUUCAUUGACAGUUUAGGAGCCACAGGUGUCCAUUGUGAACUGUAUAGCGAAGGCCUUGAUAUCCCUUCUUUUAUUGAUUUUAGAAACGCCGAGCAUCAGGCGAUGCCUUCAAGCUGGUUACAUUUGGUGCAGGGGCUAAAAUUGCCACAAGAUUAAAAUCAGUGUAAAUAAAGGCUCAACUUUUUGUGAUUGUUACUGUUAUAUCCAGCCUAUACUGCUAGCAGCUGUUUUUACUGCAGUCAAUUACUGGAAGUGGAUAUAUUUCCUAUGCAAAACUGUUUAAACAAUAAAAUGAGCUAUGCUACAAAAACGA
Siniperca chuatsi (mandarin fish) is the source of this 9174-nucleotide messenger RNA. Its product is annotated as nuclear factor 1 B-type-like. Gene Ontology annotation, cellular component: nucleus. The transcript has 12 exons. Gene Ontology annotation, molecular function: RNA polymerase II cis-regulatory region sequence-specific DNA binding; DNA-binding transcription factor activity, RNA polymerase II-specific. The coding region runs from base 1569 to 3278 and encodes 569 amino acids. The record is from RefSeq and is a predicted model, not a curated record. Gene Ontology annotation, biological process: regulation of transcription by RNA polymerase II. NCBI's taxonomy places the organism in Eukaryota, Metazoa, Chordata, Actinopteri, Centrarchiformes, Sinipercidae.